AUGACGGCGCUGCCCGGCACCGUGGCUCUGAGGGAGAUCCGCCGUUAUCAGAAAUCUACUGAGCUGCUCAUCCGUAAGCUGCCCUUCCAGCGCCUGGUAAGAGAAAUCGCUCAGGACUUUAAGACCGAUUUGCGCUUCCAGAGCUCGGCUGUCAUGGCACUGCAGGAGGCGAGCGAGGCAUACUUGGUCGGCCUGUUCGAGGACACUAACCUGUGUGCCAUCCACGCCAAGAGAGUGACCAUCAUGCCCAAGGACAUUCAGCUGGCACGCCGUAUUCGCGGAGAGCGCGCUUAAACGCAGAUUCCGUCUAACGCACACAAAGGUUCUUUUAAGAGCCACCUCACUGUCUCACAGAAACGAGCCCGUCUCCAUCCCCUGCACGGAACACCGUUCUGUUUGAGCUCACGGUUCGAGUGGAGUCGGAGCAGUGAAACAGAACAGCUGUUAGGACACAGUGGCCAGAGUUCUAGAACUCCUCGCGGUUUGACUGACAGGUUUUUGUCCUUUUAGAUAUUGUGGUGUCUGAGCGCCGCUUCAGUAAUCAGAAGAGAGAAGCAGAAAGUUUUCUCCGCUGCUUGGAAAUGAGCAAAGCUGUUGGGCUGCUGUUGAGUCGAAACACCCCAGCCGCUGGGUCACACUACAUUUAAAAGCACUGCUUUUUCCCCAAUGAACAGUCUUUGUGCCCGGGAAGACGACGACUGGCAAGGGGGCAGUUUAAAGCUACACAGAUUAAGGGUUGUAAUAUUAUGAUGUGCUUAUACAAACUCUCCCUCCUGUAAAGGCAGCAAAAUUCCAUGGAAAAAUUUAUUCAUUUCAUUUAAUUUAUACUUAAAAUUCCCGUUUACUCAGAAAACAGAAGAAAAUACAAUCAACAUGGACUUCAAACUGCAAAAUAUACAUCAAGUUAAAUGGAACACCAGAACAAGCCAAAGUACUAGUCAUCAGGGAGCUGGAGGAGCUGAGCAAAUAUUAACGAAACGUACAACAACAAGGUAUCCUUAAACUACAGCCAUGACAACUCCUGAUAAUAAACACACAUUAGGACUAUAAAACUUUGUAUAUACAGAACAUAAAAUACAGGACAUAGAACAUGAUAUUGAUCCGGAUAACAACUUACUCAAUGAUAUAGAAAACAGCUGCAGUUAUUACACAGAUGAGCACUACAACGCAACUUUCCAAUCAAAGCAUAACAUAUCAAUCAUCCACUUCAAUAGCAGAAGCCUAUAUGCCAACUUCCACAGUAUUAAAGAAUAUUUGAAACAGUUUAAGAACCCAUUCAACAUCAUAGCAAUUUCAGAGACAUGGAUCAGCACUGACAGACAUGUGGACUUUGAGAUGGAGGGUUAUGAUCUAAAUCAUAUAAGCAGAGUGAAAAAGAGAGGAGGAGGUGUGGCAAUAUAUGUGGACAAAGGAUUGAAGUAUAAGGUGGUGGAGAGUAUGACAGCAGCUGUUGAUAAUCUGGUGAAAUGUAUCACAGUGGAAAUUUGUAUGGAAAAAGUAAAAAAUAUAAUUGUGAGCUGGUUGUACAGAACUCCAGCAUCAAGUAUUGAUAUAUUUGAAAACUGGAUGGAAAACAUGUUUUCUAACUCAGUGCAGAAGACUGUGUUUAUCUGUGGGGAUUAUAAUAUUGAUCUGUUAAAUCCAAAAAAGCAUAAAAUGACAGAAGAUUUCAUAAAUACAAUGUACAGUAUGGGUUUAUACCCAAAAAUCACCAAACCUAGUAGAAUUACUUCUCAUUGUGCCACAUUAAUAGAUAAUAUAUUUACAAACAGUAUGGAAAAUAAUACAGAGAGUGGGCUUUUAUAUAAUGACAUCAGUGACCAUUUGCCUGUAUUUAUUGUCUAUCACUGUAAUUACUGGAAACCUAAGGAUAUGAAUCAGCUGAAAUACAAACGGAUAAGAACCGAAGAAAAUAUAAGGACACUUAAGAGUGAAUUACUUAAACAGAACUGGAGAGUCGUAUAUGAGGAAGAAGAUAUUGACAAAGCAUACAGUGGAUUCCUAAAUAUCUUUAAAACACUAUAUGAUAAAACCUGUCCUGUAAGGAAAUACAAUGAUGGACAAAAACAGGCAAAUGGUCCAUGGAUCACCAAAGGAUUAAAAAAUGCCUGUAAAAAAAAGAACACGCUGUAUAGACAAUUCAUUAAAAAAAAGAACUUUGGAGGCAGAAAUUAAAUAUAAAAAAUACAAGAAUAAAUUAACCAGCAUUAUGAGGACAUGUAAGAAGGAAUAUUAUAAUAAAUUAUUAGAUAGUAAUAAAAAUAACAUGAAGGGGCUAUGGAAUGUACUGAAUAGUAUUAUUAGGAAUGGAGCUAAAAACAAAAACACAAGCUACCCUGAUCAUUAUAUUGAGAAUGACAGAUCAAUAAAUAAUAUGGAGGAAGUGGUAAAUGGUUUUAAUAGGUUCUUUGUAAAUGUGGGAUCAGAUUUGGCAGAAAAGAUUCAGGAUACAGACACACCUGGAGGGGCGGAGGCUGCUCGAUGGGAGAGAAAUCCUAAAUCUAUAUUCCUUGGUGCAGUUGGCAUAAAAGAGGUCAUAGACAUUGUAAGGAGAAGUGAAAGUAAAACCUCCACUGACUGGAAUGAUAUUGAUAUGAGUUUAAUAAAAAAAGUUAUUG
This is a messenger RNA of Neoarius graeffei (lesser salmon catfish), 2618 nucleotides long. RefSeq lists its product as uncharacterized. The transcript is spliced from 3 exons. Gene Ontology annotation, molecular function: DNA binding; protein heterodimerization activity; structural constituent of chromatin. The record is from RefSeq and is a predicted model, not a curated record. Lineage: Eukaryota; Metazoa; Chordata; Actinopteri; Siluriformes; Ariidae. Bases 1 to 294 code for a protein of 97 amino acids. Gene Ontology annotation, cellular component: nucleosome.